AUGGUCUCCAACACCAACGUCACGGAUCCCGCUGGCAUCGAUCCUUCUACUAUCGUCGGACUCGAACUCGCGAACGGUGACCUUCGCGUGGGCGAGCGUCUUAACGCCGGAUCCUUCUCCACCGUCUUCCGUGGAGAAUGUAUCUCGGCGAACAGGACCUACGCACUCAAGUUUAUGCGCAAAGUCGAUCCUACCGCACGCCAAUUCCAGUUCCAAUGCAUGGAGUUCGAGACGCAUCUUCGCGCGCAUGAACACCCUGGUAUCAUCACUCUCCACCGAGUGCUUGAGCAUGGCGACCAUGUCGUGCUCGUGCUAGACUAUGUUGACGGUGGCGACUUGCUCGAAGCAAUCACACAACAAUACCAUCGGUUUAGGGGCAAUGAACAUCAAGUCCGCUCCACUUUCGCGCAGAUGCUACAGGCGGUCAAGCAUACGCAUGACGCCGGCGUCGUUCACCGUGACCUCAAGCUCGAGAACUUCUUGGUGUCCGAAGACCUAUCCAAGGUGUAUCUGGCGGACUUCGGCCUCGCAACGACGUCGCGUACGUAUGAGCAGGUCGGCUCGUUGCCCUACGUCCCACCUGAGUGCUUUGGCGAACACGUACGCUCCGUCUCUACAGCUUCUCCUAAUUCCGCCGACGUCUGGGCGAUGGGUUGCCUUCUCUACCAACUCCUCACAGGUGUCAGCCCCUGGAAAAGCGCAUCGCUCGUGGACCAGAGCUAUGUCAACUACCUGCAACACCGGCGCUCUAUCUUCACUCGACACGCGUGCGACGUCAGUCCCGAGACGCAGUCGCUCAUCGUCCGCGCGCUCGCGCCGCACCCUGUUGAUCGUAUCAGCCUCGACAACUUCGUGACCGCUUUCAACGACUUGCCCUCGCUAUACACGGGUAAGACCGUCCUGACCAGGCGCAAGCGCGCGCCUAAUGCCCUCAAACUCCGGUGCGCUUCGUCCACGCUCUCAUUCGCCCGGCCCGGGUCGGACGACUCGGAUUCGACGUUGUCGAGCGCUCUUGAGACUCCCGUGAUCACACACGCACUCCCGCUGCCGCCUCCCAAGACCGAAUCGUCUUUGUCGCAACAGUUCCUCGCUAUGCCUGGCUUAUUCCGCCUAGUACAAGGGGACGAGCGGGCGGAGACAUGA
Molecule: messenger RNA, 1143 nt
Organism: Peniophora sp. CBMAI 1063
Lineage: Eukaryota; Fungi; Basidiomycota; Agaricomycetes; Russulales; Peniophoraceae
Source: the annotation of a GenBank genome assembly